Molecule: messenger RNA, 3755 nt
Organism: Anoplophora glabripennis (Asian longhorned beetle)
Lineage: Eukaryota; Metazoa; Arthropoda; Insecta; Coleoptera; Cerambycidae
Product: epithelial discoidin domain-containing receptor 1-like
Exons: 12
Coding region: 358-3117 (919 amino acids)
Biological process (GO): cell surface receptor protein tyrosine kinase signaling pathway; multicellular organism development; protein phosphorylation
Cellular component (GO): signaling receptor complex
Molecular function (GO): ATP binding; collagen binding; protein tyrosine kinase collagen receptor activity
Source: RefSeq, a predicted model, not a curated record
GCAACCUCUUUCAACAUUGGUUUUAUCAAUUUCCAGUUGCUUUUCGCCGCUAGUGAGCAAUUAUCAAUAAAACACUCAUUAAACAAAUAUGAGAGGCAAUUAAAUUUAUCGCAAAUUUCCCGUGGAACGGUUUGUGUACAGCGGUGGCUUCGAUAUUUCUUCUGUGAUUAAUACGUGAAUCAUUUUCUUUGUUUCGUUAGCGCUCGACGAAGAUACGGUUCUAGUGAGUUUAGUGCAUCGAAAUUGAACUUUUUCACCUGAUUUCAGUUCGGUGGCAUCGAUCAAGCGGGCUUACAGGGAGAGAUGUCCUGAGCGGAGUUUUACUUACGAGGAGCCAUCCUCGUCAAGUAAACGAGCAUGAGGAAGCUGUGCGAGACCCACUUGGUGUAUAUCCUGCUGCUUUACGUGCAUCUCGACGAGGCAGUUGAUCCCUCGCAAUGCAUAGCUCCUUUGGGAAUGGAGAACGGCGCCAUCAAGGACGCUGACAUAACGGCAAGCUCCUCGUUCGACAGCGGCAACGUGGGACCUCAUCACGGACGGGUGAGGACGGACAAAAACGGUGGCGCGUGGUGUCCCCAGAAGCAGGCGACCACUGAGCCCGAGGAGUGGAUCCAGGUGGACCUGAAGACGGUGCACAUGAUCACGGCGACGGAGACGCAAGGCAGAUUUGGUAACGGACAGGGGAUCGAGUAUGCUGAAGCGUACAUGCUGGAAUAUUGGAGGCCCAGGUUGCAGACCUGGAUGAGAUACCACAACAGUAAAGGAGAAGAGGUUCUUGCUGGAAACGUGAAUCCAUAUCUGGAGUCCAAAAAUCAGUUGGACCCUCCGCUAUGGGCGAGCAAAAUCCGAUUCUACCCGUACAGCUAUCACAAGAGAACAGUCUGCAUGAGAGUGGAGCUAUAUGGAUGUCGAUGGACAGAUGGGAUAGUCAGUUACACUAUGCCUCAAGGGGACAAGAGGGGUUCGAACUGGGAAUUUUAUGAUUUCGGAUACGAUGGCCACUGGGACGGUACUGAACUAAAAAACGGCCUAGGCCAACUUAUCGAUGGUAAAUUUGGCCACGACGAUUUCAAGACGGACUUCUACGACGUCCAAACCUGGGUGGGAUGGAAGAACGACACUAGACACAACAAGCCUAUCGAGAUCAAGUUCGAAUUCGAUAAAGUACGCGAAUUCUCCUCUGUACAUAUUUUCUGUAAUAAUCAGUUCACCAAAGACGUACAAGUAUUUUCCAUGGCCAAAGUCAUGUUCAGCAUCGGCGGCAAGCGCUUCAACAAGGGCGAACCGAUCACCUACGAGUACAUCGAAGACAGAAUCUUCGAGACGGCUAGAAACAUUACUAUCAAACUGCACCAUAGAGUAGGACGCUUCGUUAAGCUUCAGUUCUUUUUCGCUUCAAAGUGGAUGCUGAUAAGCGAGAUUUCCUUCGAUUCGGUUGUGGCGCACGGAAAUUUCACCGUCGAGCCCGAACCUACGAGCGUUCCACAGGUCAAGUCGCAUAAUGGCGACAGACACGAUCAUAAAAUUGAAAUUCCAGUGCCGAACGACAUCAACGAGCCUGCAGUUAUAGCGAUCAUACUUAUAGGUUUGACUCUUGUGAUACUUCUCCUAGGUGCUAUUAUAUUGAUAAUAUACCGCUUCCGGAACAGGAAAUUCUUCCGGAGCCCCAACUCCUCAAAUAUAGGUUUCCCCAGCAAUACUCUGCCCCACCUCCAACCGGAAUCCGUUUACGGAAUGAGCGAGAAAGGGAGUUCCAUCGAAGCUUACGGCGUCACGGAAAUCGACGAUUACAGGAGGAGCCACGGCACGAUUAAGUCCAGCCUGAGGUCCACGUUGCCGCUCCCCCAGCCGUGCGACAUGUCGGAGAACAACGAAUAUCAGGAGCCAUAUCAAGCCAUGCGGUACGCGCCCUACUACAGCUACAGUUCCGUUGUAAUGGAGAUGCAGGACGUGAUGCCAAACAGUAUUAAGAAGUACCCGUUUCCGCAAGAUGCGUAUGACUAUGCGGUGCCCGAGGCCGGCACUCUGCCGCUGUUGUCGGUGUCGGAGCAGAACACGUUACCGAUCGCCCGCAGCAGGAUGAGCAGCGUAUCCUCGAAGGGACCAAGGAUAUCGUUGCGGAGUACUCACAGCGAAGGGAGAGAAGGGAAAAGAUCUCCGACACAGCAGGAGGCGCUGACGGCGUUGAAGAAACGCCUGGAGCAGACCACCAUAUUGGAAUUUCCCAGGCAUAGGCUGAGGAUGCUGUCGAAACUGUCCGAGGGGGCUUUUGGAACUGUUUACAUUGCGGAAGCUGACGGGAUUGCAGAAUAUUCCUCGACGUUGUCUCUAGGCACAAGAUUAGUCGCGAUUAAAUUUUUAGGGGAAUCUGCUGCGGAAAAAGAAAAGAAGGACUUCUAUCGAGACGUCCGAAUCCUAGCGGCGCUCGAGGACCACAACAUCGCCCGGGUGCUGGGCAUCUGCAGCCAGGACGAGCCCCUGUGCGUUGUGAUGGAGUACCUGGACCACGGCGACCUCUGCCAGUUCCUCAAGACCCACGUCGCCGCCGACACCAACACCAACCUCCCUUACGGCGUGAAAUCCCUCUCGUUCGACUGCCUCCUCUACAUGGGGGUGCAGAUAGCCUCGGGGAUGAAGUACCUCGAGUCGCUCAACUUCGUACACCGAGACCUGGCCACCAGGAACUGCCUGAUAGGGAAGGGCUACCAGAUCAAGAUCUGCGACUUCGGCACUUACAACGAACUCUACGUAAACGACUAUUACAAGGUGGACGGCAACACCCCAUUGCCGAUCAGGUGGAUGGCGUGGGAGAGCGUGUACCAGGCGAGGUACACCACAAAGAGCGACGUCUGGGCCUUCGCCGUUACCCUGUGGGAGAUCCUGACACUCUGCCGGAGGCAGCCCUUCGACUGUCUCACCGAUCCGGAGGUGAUGGAGAAUCUAGCGAGGCUGCAUUGCGACGACGGGCAGUUCAAGUACCUGCCGCGGCCUUCGGCCCACAAGGACAUAUACGACAUCAUGAUGGAGUGCUGGAGACGACGGGACGGCGACAGGCCGACGUUCCGCGAGAUACACCUCUUCCUGCAGAGGAAGAACCUAGGCUACGCGCCCGUGUAGCUCGGGAAGACUGGUUAGGUAUUUUAGAGGGAUCAACAACUUUGUAAAUAGAACACAGGGUGAUACUAUGUAUUUUUUUAGUUAGUCGAGUUUAGGUUAUUUAUUUCGUCGGAGCCUUCGGUCUUCUGAAGACCCGCGGGUUUAUUUAUUCGGAGGGGGACCGGCGGAAAACCGCAGUCGAGCCGUUUAAAAAUCAACAUAAAAAUCGAUUUGUUGCUCUUGUACUGAUAAAAAUAAAAUUUCUUUUUUAAAAGCAUUAUUAAUUUUUGUUUUUUUAUUACAAACAGUACUUUUUCGGUUACACAUAAGAAUUAAAUUGUUUCAGAGGAAAAAUGGAUUCCACGAAUUUUAUGUUAAUUACCAACCGUGUAAGUUUGGUUGCCUAACUUUUGCAGUUACAUGAAUCUCGAAUAAUUUUAAGAGGAUUCUAUAGCAAAUAGGCAACCAGUAAUACAUUUUUAUAGAUUUUAUUACACAGUUUGUCUAAAUAUGAAUUAGUGCACGAAUAACAGACUUUCCUCCAUUCUAACACAGAUUUUCUAUAAAGUGAAGUUAGUUCGAAACUCAUAUUACUUUUUGGUGUAAAGAAAUUUGAAAUUUGCAAUAUAGUCCAAUCAAUAGGUAGAAGAGCUUACAAA